AUGGAGCCUUUCGGGCUGGAAGGCAUGGAGGGUUCUGCGGCGUCUCGGCAGGCGUUUGCGCAGCCGUCUUUGAGUCAGCGUUUUGCUGCUUACGGCGCUCCUGCUGCUGCUGCUGCUGCAGCAGGCAGCAGCAGCAGCAGCAACGCGGGCGCUGAGUCGCCGCUGCUGCAGCGGGGCGCAUCCACGGGGGCGGCGUCGGACGCCGCUGCUUCUGCUGCUGCUGCUGCUGCUGCAGUGGGGCGGCAGCUGACGCAGCAGCUAACGCAUGCAAUGAAUUCUUCUUUAUCUUUUUCUUCUUUUUCUUUCAAAGAAAGUCCCCGGGGGGAGCAGCACAGCCCUUUGGUAUAUUAUUUGAGUUCGCAUUUGCUGCGGGGGGGGCUGCUGCUGCAGCUGCUGGGCGUGCUGCUGUCGCUUUGCUGCUGCUGCUGCUGCUGCGGCUCCCUUGCUGCUUCCUUCCGCCCCUUCCCGCUGCAGCAGCAGCACUCUCAGGUGUACGUACACCUCAACUGCUGCGCCGCUUUUCUCUUCUUCUUCGGCGCUCUCCAGUUUGCUGCUUUUCAGGCCCUCAUUGCAGACAACAGCAAGUUCACUGUGGGGUUUCGCGCAGCAGCAAAGACGCUGGGCUGUGCUGCUGCGCUGCAGCUGCUGGGCGCAAUUUGCUGCUGCUGCUGCUGCAUGCAUUUGAGCCAUUUUGUGUCAGCAAGAUGGCUGGGGAAGCAUCUGCAGCAGCAAGAAGAGUGGGCUUUGUGUCUCUUGGGGCAGCUGCUGCUGCUGUUUGCUGCUGCUGCACUUGCUGUUGGCUUUGCUGCACUUGAACUCUACCACGACAAAGGCAGCAGCAGCAGCAGCAAAGCUGCUGCUGCCAUCUUCCUCCUCUACAUCCUCACCGCCGUCGCCAGUAAACCCUAA
Molecule: messenger RNA, 909 nt
Organism: Eimeria tenella
Lineage: Eukaryota; Apicomplexa; Conoidasida; Eucoccidiorida; Eimeriidae
Exons: 2
Coding region: 1-909 (302 amino acids)
Source: RefSeq, a predicted model, not a curated record